UUCCCUUAUAAAUUAUCCAUCGAUUAUUUGCCAUCUCUUGUUUUCAAGUGAUUCUAGAGAUUGUCAAAGGAAAGAGGAUUCGUUGGGUUGUGUGGAUUGUUGUGAAAUUGUUCAAUAUUGGAAGCGAAUAAAUCAAUAUUGGAAAUAUAAAGCUAAUCUAAACUUAUUGCAAUAGUAAAUUUACGGAAAUGUUACGUUUAAUAAAUCCAAAGGCUGUUAAAGCCGCAAUUGGUCUCAACAGACAAUGGGUUGCGUGUAUCAGUCAGUCGGCCACAGUAGGACAGCAAAGCGAGGCAGCCGUUUCUUCUUCCGAACAAUUUCGACAGAAACGCAUUAAGCUCAAUAUCAAAUCAGACAAUGUAGAGGGUCGCCCACUGUAUUUGGAUGCCCAGGCCACAACACCUUUGGAUUUUCGUGUUCUGGAUGCUAUGUUACCUUAUUUGACCAACUAUUAUGGUAAUCCACAUUCUCGCACCCAUGCUUAUGGCUGGGAAACAGAACAGGCUGUCGAAAAGGCACGUGAACAGGUUGCUGCCAUCAUCGGUGCUGAGCCCAAGGAAAUCAUUUUCACAUCUGGUGCCACAGAAUCGAAUAACAUUGCUGUUAAAGGUGUAGCAAGAUUUUAUGGUUCCAAGAAAAAACAUGUCAUCACUACACAGACCGAACACAAAUGCGUUUUGGAUUCCUGCCGUGCCCUGGAGAACGAAGGCUUUCGUGUAACAUAUUUGCCUGUUCAAGCCAAUGGUAUUAUCGACAUGAAACAACUGGAGGAAGCAAUUACACCUGACACCUCAUUAGUAUCCAUAAUGACAGUCAAUAAUGAAAUUGGUGUAAAACAACCCAUUUCUGAUAUUGGAGCUCUGUGCCGUUCCAAGAAAGUCUUCUUCCACACCGAUGCCGCCCAGGCGGUGGGUAAAAUACCACUCGAUGUCAAUUCCAUGAACAUUGAUUUAAUGUCAAUUUCCGGCCAUAAGAUCUAUGGUCCCAAGGGCGUUGGGGCUUUGUAUGUACGCAGACGGCCACGUGUACGUUUGGAACCCAUUCAAAGUGGUGGUGGCCAAGAAAGAGGUCUACGUAGUGGUACCGUUCCGGCCCCAUUGGUCGUGGGUUUGGGUGCAGCCGCUGAAUUGGCACAAAAAGAAAUGGAAUACGAUACGAAAUGGAUAAAUUUCCUAUCGAAACGUCUGUUGGACCGUAUAACAACAGCAUUGCCACAUGUUAUCCGCAAUGGAGAUCCCGAACAAACCUAUAAUGGUUGUCUAAAUCUCUCGUUUGCCUAUGUGGAAGGUGAAUCACUGUUGAUGGCUUUAAAGGAUGUAGCUUUAUCGUCGGGUUCAGCAUGUACCUCAGCCUCAUUGGAACCGUCUUAUGUUUUGCGCGCUAUUGGUACCGAGGAAGAUUUGGCACACAGUUCAAUAAGAUUUGGCAUUGGCCGCUUUACAACCAUUGAAGAGGUCGACUAUACUGCAGACAAGUGCAUACAACAUGUCGAAAGAUUGCGUGAAAUGUCUCCGCUGUGGGAAAUGGUACAAGAGGGUAUUGAUUUGAAAAAUAUCCAAUGGUCACAGCAUUAAUUUACCUUUCCAUGCCAUCAUGAAGAAAAUUAUCUUUGGGAUGAUUGUUGUUAUAUACGAAAUGACUGCUUUGUAUAAACUAAAAUAACGAUAAAUAGUAACACCAUUUUGUAGACUUUAGAAAUACCUAUUAUCCGUUUGCCUUUGAAAGGCUCAUACACUUGUUUUCUUUCAAAUUUAUUAUUUUAUUAGUUAUCUUUAUUCUCCCCCUUAUUGUAAUUUAAAAAUAUCUUUUAAGCACAGAAUAUAUAUUGUAUAUGCAAUAAAAAACGAGAUUCAAGACAAUAUAAAAA
Molecule: messenger RNA, 1867 nt
Organism: Musca domestica (house fly)
Lineage: Eukaryota; Metazoa; Arthropoda; Insecta; Diptera; Muscidae
Product: cysteine desulfurase, mitochondrial-like
Exons: 6
Coding region: 189-1574 (461 amino acids)
Biological process (GO): [2Fe-2S] cluster assembly
Cellular component (GO): nucleus; mitochondrion; cytosol
Molecular function (GO): pyridoxal phosphate binding; cysteine desulfurase activity
Source: RefSeq, a predicted model, not a curated record